Messenger RNA from Metopolophium dirhodum (rose-grain aphid), 1020 nucleotides. RefSeq lists its product as uncharacterized. The transcript has a single exon. Lineage: Eukaryota; Metazoa; Arthropoda; Insecta; Hemiptera; Aphididae. Gene Ontology annotation, cellular component: nucleus. Gene Ontology annotation, molecular function: DNA binding. The coding region runs from base 1 to 1020 and encodes 339 amino acids. The record is from RefSeq and is a predicted model, not a curated record.
AUGCCAAACAAAUACAAGCGUAUACCGGGUAGCCGGACAUAUAUAAAUUACAGUGACGAAACACUUCAACAGGCCCUCGAUGAGGUAAGACAAAAAAAACUUUCAUACAGAGAAGCAUAUCAGAAAUAUGGUAUAUCCAUUUCUACUUUGAGUAGAAAAAUAAAUAAAAAAAACGUUAAUAAACAUGGUGGACAAAAUGUAUUAACUCCCUUAGAAGAAAAAUGUAUUGUAGAUGCUAUAUUGUACGCCUCUGAUUGGGGUUUUCCGUUUGAAAAAGAUGAUGUGAAAAAUUUAGUAAAAUCAUACUUGGAUCGUGCUGGCAAAAAUCUUAAACCAUUUAAAAACAAUUUACCUGGUGAAGUUUGGUAUAAAAAUUUUAUUCAAAGACACAGUAAAGCUCUAAAGAUACGACUUGGUGAAAAUAUAAAACGUUCACGAGCUGCAGUGUCAAGAACAGUAAUUAAUGAAUAUUAUAAUAAUUUGGAAAUUUCUCUCUCAGGUAUACCUCCACAAAAUAUCAUUAAUUACGACGAAACAAAUUUUGUUGAUGAUCCUGGUCGAAUUAAAGUCCUGGUAAGAAAAACCUCGAAGCAUGCUGACAAUAUAAUGGACUCAACAAAGUCAGCAACCUCAGUGAUGUUUUCUGUUGAUGCUGCUGGGUCAAUGUUACCCCUUUAUGUUGUAUAUAAAUCCACACAGUUAUGGGAUUCAUGGACUCUUGGAGGUCCAGAAAAAUGCAGGUAUAAUCGAACGCCAUCUGGGAGGUUCGACCAAAGUAUUUUUGAAGAUUGGUUCAUAACUGUUGUUAUACCCCAUUUUCGACGGUUGGAAGGUAAUAAAGUAGUUAUUGGGGAUAACCUAGCAAGUCAUAUGUCAAUGAAAAUUAUCCAGUUAUGUAAAGAAAAUGAUAUAAAAUUUAUAUUUUUACCACCCAAUAGCACUCAUUUGACACAACCUUUAGACGUGUCUUGCUUUAGGCCAGUUAAAAUUGCAUGGCGAAAAGUUUUAAAAGCUUAUUAA